Molecule: messenger RNA, 705 nt
Organism: Fusarium poae
Lineage: Eukaryota; Fungi; Ascomycota; Sordariomycetes; Hypocreales; Nectriaceae
Exons: 2
Coding region: 1-705 (234 amino acids)
Biological process (GO): proteolysis
Molecular function (GO): metalloexopeptidase activity
Source: RefSeq, a predicted model, not a curated record
AUGGUGCAUUCCUCCCCCCCUCACUACUGUAUAUCUAUCCCUACAUUCACAGGCUCCGGCUCCUCCCUCAUCCUAGAGCUCUUUAUCGCCCUCUCAAACUACAAGACCGAAAAUAGGAUCCGCUUCGCUUGGUGGGGCGCCGAAGAAAAAGGUCUUCUCGGCAGCACAUCCUACACGUCUAACCUGGCCAUUACGGACGUCAAUGACCUCCUCGUGUAUCUUAACUUCGACAUGGUUGGCAAUGGCUACUUCGGCGUCGCUGACACGGACGGUAGUUCUUACGGAUCUAAGGCGCCCAACGGCUCUGAGGCAACGGAGAAGAUAUUUGCAGAUUACUUUACGAGCCAGGGGAUUGAGACCACGCCUGUUGCGUUGACGAACGGAAGUGAUUAUGCUUCUUUCUGGCAGAAUUUGAAUAAGCCAUUUGGGUUUUUGCACACUGGCACUGGCGUUGAGCAAGAUCCUUGCUACCAUCAAGCUUGUGACACUAUCGACAAUGUCAACUCCAAGACACUCACUAUCAAUGCUAAGGUGAGUCCAACUGUCAAACGCAACCUCACACAGGCUGCUCAAAAUCAUCAGGCUGCCGCACACAUCCUUGCCACUCUCGAUGAGCGAGGUUCCAAAUUGAUCCCUAAGACCAAGGUCACCGACACAACCCUUCACAGCCUUCAGCAGCGAAGUGUUGGAACUCAUCUCGGGUAG